UUCUCUGAAAUGUUCUCUUUAAACGUUCGUCUUGAUCAACUAAUGUAAUUAUACAGUCCUGUCGUGACGCUAAAGCAUUUAGUUCGAUUUCUCAGCAGAUUUGUUGAUGAAACGGAUCAAAAGGCGAGUGUUUUGUGUGUUCCGCCGGUGUUGGUCCGGAGGAGUUUGAGCGGCGCUCCUUCUGUUUCCGGUGCAGUUAGAGCAGAGAAGUGAUUCACGCAGCAGCAGCUCCGAGAUGCAGGACCCGAACGCAGACACCGAGUGGAAUGACAUCCUCAGGAAGAAGGGCAUCCUUCCUCCCAAAGAAACACCUCCGGAGGAGGAAGAGGAGGAGCAGCUUCAUCAGACGCAGUCCGUCGUGAAGACGUAUGAGAGCAUGAGUCUGGAGGAGCUGGAGGAGAAUGAAGAUGAGUUCGGUGAGGAAGAUGAGCUGGCCAUGGAGAUGUACAGACAGAAGAGGCUGGCCGAGUGGAAGGCCAACCAGCUGAAGAACAGGUUUACAGAGGUCAGCGAGAUCUCGGGGCAGGAUUACGUGCAGGAGGUCAAUAAAGCCGGAGCGGGAAUCUGGGUGGUGCUGCACCUCUACAAACCAGGGAUCCCGCUGUGUACGCUGAUAAACCAGCAUCUGUCUCGGCUGGCUCAGAAGUUUCCUCAGACCAAGUUCCUGAAGUCCAUCUCCAGCACCUGCAUUCCCAACUACCCUGACCACAACCUGCCCACGCUCUUCAUUUAUCACGAGGGAGAGAUGAAGGCGCAGUUCAUCGGGCCGCUGCUGUUCGGAGGAAUGAACCUCACCUGUGACGAGCUGGAGUGGCGUCUGUCUGAGUCCGGAGCGGUGAAGACGGAUCUGGAGGAAAACCCCAGGAAACAGAUCCAGGAUCAGCUGCUGAGGUCCAUCCGCUGCUCAGAGCCGCACCGCAGAGACGAGGACUCGGACGAGGACUGACCUCAUCACAGCGAACCCUGCUCUCGACACGACCUCCAGCGGACAUUACACCCACCACUGACCACAAACACCACAUUCACACUGUUUUAUAAGAUUUCUAAUAAUACAGUUCAACGCUUGACACCAUUUAUUUCUAUAAAAACCACUGAUUUGAGUGUUUAA
Molecule: messenger RNA, 1108 nt
Organism: Cyprinus carpio (common carp)
Lineage: Eukaryota; Metazoa; Chordata; Actinopteri; Cypriniformes; Cyprinidae
Product: phosducin-like 3
Biological process (GO): angiogenesis; protein folding; positive regulation of gene expression
Cellular component (GO): cytoplasm
Source: RefSeq, a predicted model, not a curated record